CACCACGGACUUCUCUGCAUCCGCAACCAUGGUGUCCAUCGACUACGAAGGAAUGCUGGCGGCGGCAGCGUACCAUUACAACAAGAACCGGCCGUUCUUCCCGAUGUACCUUCACCUCAUCACCUCCGCCCUCUUCCCAAUCUACACCGGCGCAUACGCUUCUCUGUCCCGCCCGUCCUCCGCAGCCAAGCCGAUCAAAUCGAAGAAACAAGCAAACGACGACGAAGAUGAGGAGGAAGAGACAGCCCAGAAGAUGGAAGGCUUGUCACCGUCGGAUGCUAUCAUAUUCCCAAUCACUGCUGGCUGUGUCCUGGCAUCCCUGUAUUGGUUGAUCAAGACGUACGGUGCCGGUGUCAUCAACACGGUGCUAGGCGUAUACUUUUCUGUGAUUGGAACAUUCAGCGUGGGCAAGCUGAUCAACGAUGUCUGGACAACUUUGAGUGGCUUCGUCACUCCCAGCUACUACUGGAGUGAGCACAAGAUAUGGAAAGUGGUUGACGGAGAACGUAAGGCUGUGGCAUUGGGCCAGGAGAAUGCGAACACCUCUCCACGCCAUUCGCCUCUCCCCGGCAGCAUGGGCGGUCUCCCACUCCCUCAGGUCCUCCUCGACCUGGCAUGGAGAUUGAGAGCCCUCACAAAACAGAAAUUCACAGUCAAAGGCUAUGCGAAAGACAUCAUCGAGUUUUCAGUCGCAGUCACUCGCCAUAAUGUUAUCUCUGGCUUUCUGGGUGUUGGUGCUGUCGCCUACUCUCUUCUGGUAGGAAAGCCGUGGUUCCUCACCAACCUGCAGGGCUUCGCAGUCUGCUAUGGCGCGCUGCAGCUGAUGUCGCCAACAACAUUCGCAACCGGAACGCUGAUCCUUUCCGGUCUCUUCUUCUACGACAUAUGGGCAGUCUUCUUCACACCACUCAUGGUCACAGUUGCUACGAAUUUGGACGUUCCAAUCAAGCUUGUGUUUCCCAGGCCGAGCGAAGAAGGUGAGAAACCAGCAUUCAGCAUGCUUGGUCUCGGCGACAUUGUUCUCCCUGGAAUCAUGAUCGCCCUUGCCUUGCGUUUCGAUCUCUAUGUCCUUGCAGCGACCUUUCCCAAGCCAUACUUUACCGCCUCGCUGGUCGGCUAUGUGAUCGGCAUGAUCGCCACUCUGGUCUUCAUGAGCAUCUUCCAACAUGCUCAGCCUGCUCUUCUCUACCUUGUUCCGGGGGUCUUGAUCAGUCUGUGGGGUACCGGUCUGGUUCGUGGCGAGCUCUCAGAGAUGUGGGAGUACACAGAAGCU
Molecule: messenger RNA, 1273 nt
Organism: Zymoseptoria tritici IPO323
Lineage: Eukaryota; Fungi; Ascomycota; Dothideomycetes; Mycosphaerellales; Mycosphaerellaceae
Exons: 2
Biological process (GO): membrane protein proteolysis
Cellular component (GO): lumenal side of endoplasmic reticulum membrane; cytoplasmic side of endoplasmic reticulum membrane; membrane
Molecular function (GO): aspartic endopeptidase activity, intramembrane cleaving
Source: RefSeq, a predicted model, not a curated record